AUGACCACCAUGGAUCUCCGCGUUGGUAACAAGUACCGUAUCGGUCGCAAGAUUGGUUCAGGUUCGUUCGGCGAUAUCUACCUCGGUACCAACAUUAUCUCCGGCGAGGAAAUCGCCAUCAAGCUCGAGAGCGUUAAGGCCAAGCACCCUCAGCUUGAGUAUGAGGCCAGAGUCUACAAGUCGCUCGCUGGCGGCGUUGGCAUUCCCUUCGUCCGUUGGUUCGGCACUGAGUGUGACUACAACGCCAUGGUCCUAGACCUUCUCGGACCCAGUCUCGAGGACCUCUUCAACUUCUGCAACCGAAAGUUCUCUCUCAAGACGGUUCUCUUGCUUGCCGACCAGCUGAUCUCUCGUAUUGAGUACAUUCAUGCUAAGUCGUUCAUCCACCGUGAUAUCAAGCCCGACAACUUCCUCAUGGGUAUCGGUAAGCGUGGUAACCAGGUCAACGUGAUCGAUUUCGGUCUGGCCAAGAAGUACCGCGACCCCAAGACGCACUUCCACAUCCCUUACAGAGAGAACAAGAACCUUACUGGCACGGCUCGCUACGCCUCCAUUAACACUCACUUGGGUGUCGAACAAUCCCGCCGUGAUGACAUGGAGUCUCUCGGUUACGUGAUGCUCUACUUCUGCCGUGGAUCCCUCCCCUGGCAGGGACUGAAGGCCGCUACCAAGAAGCAGAAGUACGAUAGAAUCAUGGAGAAGAAGAUGACCACCCCGACCGAGGUCCUCUGCCGCGGCUUCCCCAACGAGUUCGCCAUCUACCUCAACUACACCCGAUCCCUUCGAUUCGACGACAAGCCCGAUUACAGCUACCUCCGUAAGAUCUUCCGUGAUCUCUUCGUUCGCGAGGGCUUCCAGUACGACUACGUCUUCGAUUGGACCGUCUACAAGUAUCAGAAGAAUGCUCAGGCCAUCGCCCAGGCCGCCGGAGCCACUCAGGAGGAUGAUGAUAAGGCGCGGGCAUCUCGCACGAAUGCCGCUACUGCCGGUCAGCCGACCCCUCAAGUGAUUGAACGAGGAUCUGGUGCUGGUGUUGUCACCCCGGAUACCAACCGUGCCGUCGGUGGAAGCGACAGGAUGUAA
Molecule: messenger RNA, 1083 nt
Organism: Colletotrichum truncatum
Lineage: Eukaryota; Fungi; Ascomycota; Sordariomycetes; Glomerellales; Glomerellaceae
Source: RefSeq, a predicted model, not a curated record